Stegastes partitus (bicolor damselfish) is the source of this 3297-nucleotide messenger RNA. RefSeq names its product polymerase (RNA) III (DNA directed) polypeptide B (gene polr3b). The transcript is spliced from 25 exons. The record is from RefSeq and is a predicted model, not a curated record. Lineage: Eukaryota; Metazoa; Chordata; Actinopteri; Pomacentridae. The coding region runs from base 83 to 3073 and encodes 996 amino acids. Gene Ontology annotation, biological process: DNA-templated transcription. Gene Ontology annotation, molecular function: DNA binding; ribonucleoside binding; DNA-directed RNA polymerase activity.
CGAGGCACUUCCGACGCCGUUUAUCAACACUGACAGUAUUGACAGAGUUUAAUGUGUGUGCCGCUGAACGGUGGCGUCAACCAUGGAGGUCCUGGGAGGAGAGUUUAGCGACAUGAGUCCUCAGGAGCUGGCGGCUCCUGUCAACACUGUGGCGGAAAAAUGGAAACUGUUACCAGCCUUCCUGAAGGUAAAAGGUUUGGUGAAGCAGCACAUCGACUCGUUCAACUACUUCAUCAACGUGGAGAUAAAGAAAAUUAUGAAAGCAAAUGAGAAAAUCACAAGUGAUGCUGAUCCGAUGUGGUACCUGAAAUACCUCAAUAUUUAUGUUGGCAUGCCUGACGUUGAAGAAAGCUUCAACGUGACCAGACCGGUCUCUCCUCAUGAGUGUCGUCUCAGAGACAUGACCUACUCAGCGCCCAUCACAGUGGACAUCGAGUACACCCGCGGCAGUCAGAGAAUCAUUCGUAACGCGCUGCCCAUUGGAAGGAUGCCGAUCAUGCUGCGGAGCUCCAACUGUGUUCUCACAGGAAAGACGCCCAUGGAGUUUUCAAAGCUCAACGAAUGUCCGCUGGAUCCAGGAGGUUAUUUUAUUGUGAAAGGUCAGGAGAAAGUCAUCCUGAUCCAAGAACAGCUGUCUAAGAAUCGAAUCAUCGUGGAGCAGGACAGGAAGGGUGCAGUCGGAGCCUCGGUGACCAGCUCUACUCAUGAAAAGAAAAGCAGAACCAAUAUGAUUGUAAAACAAGGCAGGUUCUACCUGAGACACAACACUCUGUCUGAGGACGCUCCCAUCGCCAUCAUAUUCAAGGGUAUGGGCGUCGAGAGCGACCAAGAGAUAGUGCAGAUGAUCGGUACCGAGGAGCACGUCAUGGCCAGCUUCGCCCCGAGUCUGGAGGAGUGCCAGAAGGCCCAGAUCUUCACACAGACUCAGGCUCUCAGGUAUCUCGGGAACAAAGUGAGGCGACAGCGCAUGUGGGGAGGCCCCAAGAAGACCAAGAUGGAGGAGGCCAGAGAGCUGCUGGCGUCUCUCAUCCUCACACACGUGCCUGUCAAAGAGUUUAACUUUCGGGCGAAGUGCAUAUACUUGGCCGUGAUGGUUCGGAGGGUGAUUCUGGCUCAAGGCGACAACAAGGUGGACGACAGAGAUUACUACGGCAACAAGCGUCUGGAGUUGGCUGGACAGCUGCUGUCUCUGCUGUUUGAAGAUCUGUUCAAGAAGUUUAACUCUGAGCUGAAGAAAAUCGCCGACCAGAUCAUCCCCAAGCAGAGAGCAGCUCAGUUCGACGUGGUCAAGCACAUGCGGCAGGAUCAGAUCACUAACGGCAUGGUCAAUGCCAUAUCCACGUCAACUUUGAGAGUUUCCUUCCAUCCGUCAUUGUGUUUCAAUGAUAAAGUCGAGGAGAGAGGCUCCUCAGUGGUUGAACUGCUUCGGUUUGUGAUGUUUGUCUCCCGCAGGCCGUACAUCAUCGUGAAGAAAGCCGUGCCGAUGGUGAAGAACAAACACAUUGAGGAUCUGUCUCAGGGCUACAGAACCUUUGAGGAUUUCCUGCACGAGGGUCUGGUCGAGUAUCUGGACGUCAACGAGGAGAACGACUGUCAGAUCGCGCUUUAUGAAUACAUGAUUAACAAAGACACGACGCACUUGGAGAUCGAGCCUUUCACUCUCCUCGGAGUGUGCGCCGGCCUCAUUCCCUACCCCCACCACAACCAGUCGCCCAGGAACACAUACCAGUGCGCUAUGGGCAAGCAGGCCAUGGGAACUAUCGGCUACAACCAGAGGAACCGUAUCGACACUCUCAUGUACCUGCUGGCGUAUCCUCAGAGGCCGAUGGUCAAGACAAAAACCAUCGAGCUGAUUGACUUUGAGAAGCUGCCGGCCGGCCAGAACGCCACCGUGGCCGUGAUGAGCUACAGCGGCUACGACAUUGAGGACGCUCUGGUCCUGAACAAAGCUUCUCUUGACAGAGGAUUUGGCCGCUGCCUUGUCUAUAAAAAUGCCAAGUGCACACUGCGGCGUUACACCAACCAGACCUUUGAUAAGGUGAUGGGGCCCAUGCUGGAUGCCGCCACACGAAAACCCAUCUGGAGGCACAACAUCCUGGACGCUGACGGCAUCUGCUCCCCUGGUGAGAGAGUGGAGAACAAGCAGGUGUUGGUGAACAAAUCCAUGCCAACUGUCACCCAGACACCACUGGAGGGCAGUACCCAGCCAGGCCAGCCCCAGUACAGAGACGUGCCCAUCAGCUACAAGGGCUCGACCGACUCGUACAUCGAGAAGGUCAUGAUCUCGUCCAACGCUGAGGACGCUUUCCUCAUCAAGAUCCUCCUGAGGCAGACCAGGAGGCCCGAAAUAGGAGACAAAUUCAGCAGUCGACAUGGACAGAAAGGUGUUUGCGGCCUCAUCGUUCCGCAGGAGGACAUGCCGUUCUGUGACACGGGCAUCUGUCCAGAUAUCAUCAUGAACCCUCACGGAUACCCGUCCAGAAUGACGGUGGGGAAGUUGAUUGAGCUGCUGGCCGGGAAGGCGGGAGUCCUGGACGGCAGGUUUCACUACGGGACGGCCUUCGGAGGCAGCAAGGUGAAGGACGUGUGCGAGGACCUCAUCCGUUAUGGAUACAACUACCAGGGCAAAGACUACGUCACCUCAGGAAUCACUGGGGAACCUCUGGAGGCUUACAUCUACUUUGGACCAGUGUACUAUCAGAAACUGAAGCACAUGGUUCUGGACAAGAUGCACGCCAGAGCCCGAGGCCCCAGAGCCGUUCUCACCAGGCAGCCGACGGAGGGUCGCUCCAGAGACGGAGGUCUGCGUCUGGGCGAGAUGGAGCGCGACUGUCUGAUCGGCUACGGAGCGAGUAUGUUACUGCUGGAGCGCCUCAUGAUCUCCAGCGACGCCUUCGAGGUGGACGUCUGUGGACAGUGCGGGCUGUUGGGAUACUCUGGGUGGUGUCACUACUGCAAGUCGUCGUGCCACGUUUCCUCCCUGCGCAUCCCGUACGCCUGCAAGCUGCUGUUCCAGGAGCUGCAGUCCAUGAACAUCAUCCCCCGACUCAAACUGUCGCGCUACAACGAGUGAACAGCUCAGGGACAGAAACUGUGAGUGGAAGGCUUAGAGUCAGAAACAGACUUAAGUUGAAGUGAGCAGAGAGAAGCAGGGUGAAGGCAGGACGUUUUGACUUUUUUGUUACUCACGACGAUGUGAAGCUCAGAAGAUGUUUGUGAUUUAUGUUGAUACCUUCUCACCAUUGUGCUCUUUGUAUGUGUACAUAAUAAACACAAAACGAUAAUUUCGCAAACAAC